UGGAACCACACAGCAAAUAUAAACACUGCACGUACAUCUGCUAACACUUCAACCAUAACAACACGAAUGGUACAUCUAAAUUCUCAGUAAGGUCGUUCAGUACUCAGAAAACAGCUUACUUUAAGCUGUUAUUACUUUAACAUACAUGUUAUUUGUAGACUUUAUUCUGAAACCAUGUUGGCAAGAUUUCGUCAAGCCGUGAACACGGUUUUAGGGAACAUGCAAAAUUUACCACAGCAGUUGCAGAAUCGGCUAGGUGGAAAUUCCACAGCUAAACAACAGCAAACGGCUGCAGCUACAGAUGAUGCCUCUUUGGCUAAGAAGACAGAAAAGGAGAAGGUAGAUAAGUUUGAUUACACAAGACCAGAGUUUCUCCAGCUUAGUUUUGACGAGGUGGAAGUUACCGCUGAUCAUCAUGUUAGGCCAAUUUUAGUGCCCCGAGAUGUGUCAAAAUUGCCUUGGAACACAGGUUAUGCUGAAGUAAUAAACGGCGGUAAAACAAGGUGCAAUGAAGAUCAAGCUAUAGCUUGCCAUUUUAAAUUGAAAGCAAAAUUAAUGGAGCACAUUAAUCCAACAACUCCAGAAGGCAUUGAUGUCAGCUCCAGUGAAAUUGAGCCAAUUGAUAUUUCUUGUUCCUAUUUUGGUGUCUUUGAUGGUCAUGCUGGUUCCGGGGCAGCUCUCAUGGCACGUCACCUGCUUCAUUUGCAUAUUCAACAACAUCUCUGGGAGAUCCAGGAACUCUUACAACCACAGAUUCAAGAAGAUCUGAACUACUUAAGUCGAAGUGAUUCAAAAAAGAGACAGAAGUGGCCUGUUAGCGAAAGAGACGUACCGAUUGAUAGCCUCAUUAUCGGCGCCCUUGAGAGUUCCUUUUACGAAAUGGAUGAGCAGAUAGCAACAGAGAAGUGUACAUAUCAUAUAUCAGGUGGCUGCACAGCAUUGGUGGCGCUCUUUGUCCUCGGAAAGUUAUACGUAGCAAAUGCUGGAGAUUCCAGAGCAGUAAUAUGCAGAGGAAAAGAAGUUAUACCGAUGUCUUCAGAUCACACUCCCUUGUCAGAACGGCAGCGCCUACAAACCAUUGCCAAGCUUCAUCCAAAUCUCCUUGGGGAUGAAUUCGCCCGGUUGGAAUACCAAAAGAGGGUUGGACGGAAGGAUAUAGGAAAGAAAAGACUGUAUCGAGAUGCCCAUAUGACAGGAUGGGCCUACAAAACAAUUGAAGAGGAUGAUCUUAAAUUUCCCUUAGUAUAUGGAGACGGGAAGAAGGCGCGUGUGCUAGCCACGAUUGGGGUAUCCCGCGGGCUCGGUGAUCACGAUCUGAAAGUACACGGUACAGAUAUUAUGGUCAAGCCAUUUCUAUCUUCAAUGCCUCAGGUCAAUAUUUAUGAUCUUGGAGAACAUGACCACACAGAGAACGAUGUACUUAUCUUAGCAUCUGAUGGAUUGUGGGAUGUAUUAACCAUAGAGGAUGCUGGGAGAAUAGUUUCAAAAUCUUUGGAAUCAUUUUCAAGGAAUGACCAUAACAGGUACACGUCUGCAGCCCAGGACCUAGUCAUGGCUUCAAGAGGUAUUCUGCGAGAAAACGGGUGGCGGACCAAGUCCAACGCCCUGGCCUCGGGAGAUGACAUCACAGCGAUGGUUAUACCACUGUACAGACACAGUGUGUUAUCACCGCAGAACAGUCUCACUGAAUCACACGAUGCGGUCAACAUUUAAGUGGUUAUCUUAUCUGGAGUUUUUUGUUUGAUCAAUUUUUUGUUUUUGUUUAACUAAUAGGGUCCAACAAAAAGUUUAAGAGAGUAGCUGAAACCAUGGAAAAGAAAGUCAUUUAAUGAUUGUUUGGCAUGGUUUGGUCCAUACUGUCUUAAACUGUGUUCACAUGGCAUUAACUUUGACCAAGAUCAAGGGUAAACCUAGUUUGACCAAAUUGUAUUGCUGUUCACACUUGCAUAUGCAAUAUGCAGUGUAGGUUUUAAGGUAGAUUUUGCCCAUGCGUGGCCAGUCUAAUCGUGGAUAUAUUUUAUGAAAAGUUGUGACCAGCAUUAGCAUGCACUUGCAAAGAUUUGUUCGCAAUAGGCUUUCGUGCUCCUGAAAACAGCCUAGUUAUUCUUCCUGGGGCAACAAUCGCUCUGUAAACCACUAUAGCAACUCCCUGGUUAAACUCACUUACAUCUUAGGUAGUUAGACUGAGGAGAAUACUGGAUAUUGUUAAAAAAUAAAAAAAGAAUAUGCUUUUAGUUAGAGGAGUAAAGUUGUUUUGAUUGUACAAGUUUUAAUGUGUCACAGGGCCCCCCGGAUGAGCAGUGGUAUUACUGAAAGGGCUACCCUACUGAAAGAAAAUGAAAUAAAUAAAUAAAUAUAUAAAUAAAUAUCUUUUGUCAAACUGAACAGGUACGUGCUUGGUUUGACCCUAUAAUUUCAGUAUGAACAGGACUUAUGCUGGUUCUGGUACUGGUAUGGGCAUUUAUAAUGCGCCUCUUCCUUGCGGUUGUAAAGUGCAGUUCUUUUCCCUGGUCAUUGAGUCCACAUGCUAAGUGUUGAUGCUGGUAAUCAGCGCAGGAGCAGGCAACCCCACCAG
Messenger RNA from Anneissia japonica, 2575 nucleotides. Its product is annotated as protein phosphatase 1H-like. Gene Ontology annotation, biological process: protein dephosphorylation. The record is from RefSeq and is a predicted model, not a curated record. The transcript is spliced from 8 exons. NCBI's taxonomy places the organism in Eukaryota, Metazoa, Echinodermata, Crinoidea, Comatulida, Comatulidae. Bases 175 to 1713 code for a protein of 512 amino acids. Gene Ontology annotation, molecular function: protein serine/threonine phosphatase activity; cation binding.